CCGAUUCUGUCUCGUGUGCUGAAAUUUUUUACAUUUUCCGUAAAAAUAAAUAAAUUUUCACAUGAAAAAUGAAUAACCAGGACCUCUAUACGUUCCUAAGGAGCAUCGGAACGUGUCAGCAUUGCUGUUUGCGCUAUUUGCAAGGCAAGGGAUCGGAAUAUUUGAAUGUUUUUGCAUCUCUCAAAAAAAAAGAAGUGACUCUGGAAGACGUUCCAACACCCGAAGAUGACCCGAAAAAGUUCAAGGAAAACCCCUGUGUGGCAUGUCUCGGAUUAUUUCAAUCAAAAAUCAUCGAUGAAAUUACUGAGGCACUAAAAACUCAUCCAGAUCUUCCGAAAUAUGACUGCCCGACAGUUUCGGCAGCCUUUUCCUUUCCCAUCAUCCUGCAAUUGAGACAAUUAAUUCUUUGGGUGACACUGCUGAAGAGAUUUCCGGGCGAAUUUAAACAAGACGAGCCUCCAGAUAUUCCCAUCAAGGAUUGUUUUCGUGCAAUUGUGAACCAAAAACUUGUUGAAGUGCUGAAAAAACCCUUGGACCCGAACGCGAAUGGAAUUUUGGUGACUUUUGAGUUUAAUUUCGAGAACGAGUUGGAAAUUCUGACAAAAUUAACUCUCGUGAACCCGAAAUACUUCAAAGAUCGCAGCCAAAUGUCGAAAAAAUUCAAAAAAGAAUUCCUCACACGAAAUGCCUUUGAGCAGAAUUUCAUACCAGCCAAAAUAAAUCUUGUUCGUUUCAAGGAACAGUAUCCAGUGCCGCCAGAAAUCCCUUCAUACACCCUCGAAAUGACCUCCGUGAAGGUCAAUGGACCAAUUGUCUUCGUGGCGGGACGUUAUUGCAAGUUUUCACGACGCCUGAGUCAAAGCCCGUGGGUGCUGGAUGGCAAAAAGGUCAUGGAAGACAGUGUUCAGCAGUACAUAACGGAGCAAAUUUACGAAUUUUUCCAAGUGCCUGAGAAUACAAUCAUUUUUUCGUCAAGCGGAAGAGAGGAUGUCGACGUGCGUUGCUUGGAUGAUGGUCGUCCUUUCAUUUUGGAGAUUCCUGAUGCAAAAAAAGCUGAUAUCCCCUUUGAAAUUGCGAGAAAAAUGGAAAAUGAAGUAAAUAAAUGCGGAAAAAUCAGCAUCAAAGACCUGCAAGUAGUGACGAGAGAGUCGACAGCGCUGCUCCGACACGGCGAAGAAGACAAAAAGAAAGUUUAUCGUGCCUUGUGUGCAUUAAAAGUACCUGUCACGGACGAAAUUUUGCAAAAAUUGACACUUCCCGAGGGUUUUACGAUAAAUCAAACGACUCCUAUUCGUGUUUUGCACCGGAGACCGUUGCUGGUAAGACCGCGACGCAUUUAUUGCAUGAGAGCGUCAAGGACAAGUGUUUCGGACAAAGCUCUCGUGCUGGAAGUGACAACUCAAGCAGGUACUUAUGUCAAGGAAUUGGUUCAUAGUGACUUUGGACGAUCGCAUCCUAGUUGCAAGAGUCUCAUCGGCGAGGAAAUUGACUUGGUGGCACUCGAUGUGAUGGCAAUCGACCUCGAUUGGCCCCCAAAAAUCGACUAUUCGACAAAUUCAUAGGAAAUUUUUGAUAUUUUUUUAAUAAAUGCUACAAAAAUUAACAAAUUCAA
Molecule: messenger RNA, 1612 nt
Organism: Culicoides brevitarsis
Lineage: Eukaryota; Metazoa; Arthropoda; Insecta; Diptera; Ceratopogonidae
Gene: Pus10
Product: putative tRNA pseudouridine synthase Pus10
Exons: 2
Coding region: 69-1562 (497 amino acids)
Biological process (GO): tRNA pseudouridine synthesis
Molecular function (GO): pseudouridine synthase activity; RNA binding
Source: RefSeq, a predicted model, not a curated record